Spea bombifrons (plains spadefoot toad) is the source of this 1748-nucleotide messenger RNA. It is a transcript of the gene PSKH2, whose product is annotated as protein serine kinase H2. Bases 1 to 1224 code for a protein of 407 amino acids. The transcript is spliced from 3 exons. Gene Ontology annotation, molecular function: protein kinase activity; ATP binding. Lineage: Eukaryota; Metazoa; Chordata; Amphibia; Anura; Pelobatidae. The record is from RefSeq and is a predicted model, not a curated record. Gene Ontology annotation, biological process: protein phosphorylation.
AUGGGGUGCGGAGUGAGCAGCAAAGUGCUCCCAGAGCCUAUGGAGCCCCCAGUGAAAAAAAAUCCUUAUUACGUCAAGCUGAUCCAUGCUGUAGUUCCAGUCCAGUUCUGUAAGGAACCUGUACACUCCAAGGGUGAAUUUUGGGGACUGCAGGAAGAGCCCAAGAAAGAAGAGGAAUUGCAAGCAAAAAAGAAUCAAGUUGCACGCUACAGAGCCAAAUUCGAUCCCAGAGUUACCGCCAGAUAUGAUAUCAAAGCACUCAUCGGUAGGGGCAGUUUCAGUAGAGUUGUAAGAGUUGAACAUAGGGCUACGCAUCAACCAUUUGCCAUAAAAAUGAUUGAAACAAGAGCCAAAGAAGGAAAAGAAGUUUGUGAGUCAGAGCUGAAUAUCCUUAGAAGAGUUAGUCACCAUAACAUCAUUCAACUUAUAGAGGUGUUUGAAGCUCAGGACCGAGUUUACAUGGUGAUGGAACUGGCGACUGGUGGAGAACUAUUUGACAGAAUCAUCGCUAAAGGAUCCUUUACAGAGAGAGAUGCAACCAAGGUACUGCAGAUGGUUUUAGAUGGGAUAAACUAUCUUCAUGGACUAGGAAUUACACAUAGGGAUCUCAAACCAGAAAAUCUUCUUUAUUACCACCCAGGGGCAGACUCAAAGAUAUUAGUGACUGAUUUUGGUUUGGCAAACUCAGGAAAUAAAGGUGGAGACUGGUCUAUGAGGACAAUAUGUGGAACUCCAGAAUACAUUGCACCUGAAAUUAUUCUAAGAAAACCGUACACAAAUGCAGUGGACAUGUGGGCCCUUGGUGUGAUCACCUACAUAUUACUAAGUGGAUCCAUGCCCUUCGAAGAUGAGAAUCGGACAAGACUCUACCGGAUGAUCCUAAAAGGAAAAUACAGCUACUUAGGUGAUCCCUGGCCAAAUGUUUCUAACCUAGCAAAGGAUUUUAUAGAUCGUUUGUUAACAGUGGAUUCUAAUGAUCGGUUAUCGGCAAGCGAUUCUUUGAAACAUCCUUGGAUUAAGACCAUGGCCGCAUCUUCAUCCAUGAAGAAUCUGCACCGCUCUAUCUCCCAGAACCUGAGGCGCAGAGUAUCCUCCCGUUGUCAUAGCUCAAAGUCAGAACAGUCCAUGAAAUCCGGCAAUUCAAACAAAUCACGCCGGAUGAGAGAGAUUAUGGAGCGAAACUUGCGUUACCAAGCACAUGCUGUGUACAAUGAUGGAUACUAGCCUGGAUGGUGCUAACAUGUUGCCUCUUCUAAUGAUAUUUUUAUGAUAUGGAUACAUUUAAAUGAAUACUUUCUAUGUACAUGUGUAGUGAAUAUAAAGCAUCACCCCCAUUCACAAAAAUAUUAAAUCACAAGCCCAGUAUUGUCCUUCAUAUAGGAUGCAUAAUAUGUAAAAUAUAAUUUGUCGCAAAACGCUACAAGGGGGAUAUCUUAAAAAAAAAUUAGUACAAAGUUUGAAAAUUGAUCUUAUGUCCAUAGCGACCAAGGGAAUAUUACAUCCCACUGGCUGCUAUAGUUAUAUAGUAAUAAGAUCACACUUCAGGCUUUGCUGUGGCUCAGAAUCCCAAUACCAUCUUCAGAAACUAUAUAUAAAUAUGAUGGCGGUGUAUAAUUUGAAAAGUGGUCUUGUUAUCAUAGCAACCUGUUUAUUUGUAAAUAACUUUAUGAGUCUGACAGUAAUGUAAAUAAUUAUAAUAUGGUUGUCACCAAAUUUGCUUGAGUGGGGUGGUUAAAUCUAAGUUUGUG